This is a messenger RNA of Metarhizium album ARSEF 1941, 249 nucleotides long. RefSeq lists its product as uncharacterized. Bases 1 to 249 code for a protein of 82 amino acids. Lineage: Eukaryota; Fungi; Ascomycota; Sordariomycetes; Hypocreales; Clavicipitaceae. The transcript is spliced from 2 exons. The record is from RefSeq and is a predicted model, not a curated record.
AUGAACCCUGCCGUCUCCCGCACCGCAGCGCAAAGGUCGUUUUCCCUCAUGACAGCCGCUCGCUCCGCCGCGCGGUCUAUGGAACCUCAUCCCUUCCAGCGCGUUUCCGCUACACGAAAAUCAGCCAAGGCCGACUGGGCCGGCGAGGCAAAACGUCUGGGUAAACAGAUGGCCAUAUUCGCCCCUGGCAUUACCGUGCUACUAGGGUGGCCGUACCUUGCCAAGGUCAUUGCUGAUGGCCACGUCUAA